Molecule: messenger RNA, 355 nt
Organism: Sphaeroforma arctica JP610
Lineage: Eukaryota; Ichthyosporea; Ichthyophonida
Exons: 2
Coding region: 116-355 (79 amino acids)
Source: RefSeq, a predicted model, not a curated record
GUGGGUUUCUGGUUCCAAAGGGCAGUGAUCUUGCACAGAUGAUCCAGAAAUCGAGUCCCUAGGGGACGAAAUAUGCAUCCCAAAAACUUCACAUAGUCCCUUCAACUCCACAAAUAUGGACUACGUACUGCGAAAUAUGGGCGUCAAACAUUUGAUCGUUGUGGGCAUGUUGACCAAUCAGUGUGUUGAAGGCACAAUUCGCGACGCUGCAAAUAAGGGUUAUUUGUGCACGUUGGUUACUGAUGCAACCUCUGCACAUACACUGGAAGAACAGUCAUCAGGUGAAUUCAAUCUGAAGGGAUUUGCUAGAUUGUUGACCACUGAAGAGCUGAUAACCGAGAUAUAUGCACAGUAA